Messenger RNA from Gracilinanus agilis (Agile Gracile Mouse Opossum), 2923 nucleotides. It is a transcript of the gene CD55, whose product is annotated as CD55 molecule (Cromer blood group). Bases 1 to 2679 code for a protein of 892 amino acids. The record is from RefSeq and is a predicted model, not a curated record. NCBI's taxonomy places the organism in Eukaryota, Metazoa, Chordata, Mammalia, Didelphimorphia, Didelphidae. The transcript has 10 exons.
AUGAAGCAGUCUAGGAGUCUGAACCAAGGUGGAGCUGAGAUCCAAGCCGAAGUCUCCAAUGAAGCUCUCUGGAAGACUAUCUUCAGAAGACAAUCCCCAGAAGAGAAUCUCCACAAGACUGUCUCCACCAGACUGCCCCCAGAAAACCAGCCUCCACAACACCAGUCACCAGCCAAAGGAAUCCAUAGCUUUUAUGACGCCCUGGCUCAAAAGUCAGGGUUCCAAUUUCUCCGUCUCAGAGGCCCCGCCUCCUCGGGCACCUGUGCUUGGCGCAGCUCCUCUUGGGACACAGAGCUCCACCCUUGGCCCGCCUUCAUUAAGCCCGGGAGUAGGUACCGAUGCUGGCUACUCCUUAUCCAAAGAGUAAUUCCCAGGGAGGAGAGACAGCACCUCUGUGGACAUUUUCUUCCUCUCCCCAUCCCGGGCGCUCAGCGUGAGCUACCUCCAAACCCCGCGGCUAUCUCUGGGCCGGUGUAUGUCAUGAGCCCCGUGUCCCACAGUGGACCCCCGACGCUGGGGUACCUUGGGCUCCUAUCGUUGUUGCUGCUGCUGCUGUACCUGUCCGAGGCGCACGGUGCCUGCAAUAGCCCUCCAGAUAUACCCAACGCUAAGCCAGAACUGAAUGGUCUAACAACUUUUCCUGUUAACAUCACUAUAACAUACAAAUGUAAUGAAGGAUUUGUAAAAAUGCCUGGCAAGUCAGACUCACUGGUCUGUCUUCAAUCCAAAAAAUGGUCAAAGUGGUCAGAGUUUUGUAAUCGUACUUGUGAUGUCCCACCUUCAUUACGUUUUGCUUCACUCAAAAAACAGUUUAGUAAACAGAACUACUUUCCAGUGGGUUCCGUUGUGCAAUAUGAGUGCCGGCCAGGCUAUAGAAGAGAUCCUUCUCUGCCAGCAAAACUUACGUGCCUUCAGAAUGUGGUGUGGUCCAAUGCCUCUGAAUUCUGUAAAAGAAAAUCAUGUCCAACUCCUCCAGAGCUCCUACACGGUCAUGUUAAUAUAGAAACUGACAUCUUAUUAGGCUCAUUCAUCACUUUUACUUGUAAUGAAGGAUAUAUGUUAUCAGGAGCAGAAGAAAGUCAGUGUAUUUUUGCAGAUAAAAAUGUUGAUUGGAGUCACCCACAUCCAGAGUGCACAGAAAUUUCAUGUCAAGAACCUCCAAAAAUUAUUAAUGGAGAAAUCCAAGGAAAUCAGGACAGUUAUAAAUAUGGAUCAUCUGUAACUUAUAUAUGUGAUAAAAACUUGUCACUUAUUGGGGAGAAGUCUAUUCAUUGUACUGUUAAAGGUGAACAAGGAGAAUGGAGUAGCCCUCCCCCUCAAUGCAAAGAUGUCAAGUGCAAAAAUCCAAUAGUUCCAAACGGUCACACGAUAUCCCCAUCAAAACCACCUUAUAGAUAUCAGGACACCUUGAUAUUUGACUGCGAUUCUGGAUUCAUCCUGGUGGGCAAUAGCACGAUCCAAUGUGGUUCUGAUAAUGAGUGGACUCCUGGUAUUCCACUCUGUAAGGGAAUUACCACAGUGGCCCCAACAACAGUUAAAAAAUUGACCACAACAAAUGCUCCAGCAACAGAGGCCCCACCACCAACACAACAAGCCAACCCAACAAAUGUUCCAGCAACAGAGGCCCCACCACCAACACCACAAGCCAACCCAACAAAUGCUCCAGCAACAGAGGCCCCACCACCAACACAACAAGCCAACCCAACAAAUGCUCCAGCAACAGAGGCCCCACCACCAACACAACAAGCCAACCCAACAAAUGCUCCAGCAACAGAGGUCCCACCACCAACACAACAAGCCAACCCAACAAAUGCUCCAGCAACAAAGGACCAAUCACCAACACAACAAGCCAACCCAACAAAUGCUCCAGCAACAGAGGCCCCACCACCAUCACAACAAGCCAACCCAACAAAUGCUCCAGCAACAAAGGACCAAUCACCAUCACAACAAGCCAACCCAACAAAUGCUCCAGCAACAAAGGACCAAUCACCAAUACAACAAGCCAACCCAACAAAUACUCCAGCAACAAAGGACCAAUCACCAAUACAAGCCAACCCAACAAAUGCUCCAGCAACAAAGGACCAAUCACCAACAAAACAAACCAAUGUCACAAAUUCUCCAGCAACAGAAGCCCCACCAUCAAUGCAACAAGCCAAUGCCACUAGCUCUCCAGCAACAGAGGCUCCACCACCAACACAACAAGCCAACCCAACAAAUGCUCCACCAACAAAGGCCCCACCACCAAUACAACUGGUCAACGUAACAAAUGUUGCCACCACCCCCACUCCAGCAACAAGCAAAAGAUCCACCACAACAACUCAGAGAUCUACGAGAAUUGUCACCACUCUUCGUCCUUUUAAAGCUACAUCUUUUCACACAACAACAAGAGUGACAGAAUUGAGUGAGAAAAGAACCACUCCUUCAGGUGCUGCCACCUCUUUCAGUGGUAAGUCCAACCUUCUGAAAAUCUUAAAAUGUUGUUGUCAUUAUCCAUAUAAUAUAUUUGUCAUUAAUUCAGGCCUCUGGGUGAUCCUAUGUCACUCUUCUUUGAAUGCUAUUGAAAUUAAAUGUUUAUGUGAACCAAAGAGAUAUCAAAUAAAUAGACGGUAUGUACACAUGUUGCUGAAAUGCAGAUGCUGUCGACCUGCUUUGCUCUCGUUUCUUCCACAUCUAUUCUGAUGAGAAGGAUCUGAUCAUACUCAAUGUCUACCUUGUGCCAAGUAGUCUACUAAGUACUGUGAUGAAAUCAAAAAGAAUUAAGAUACAGUUCCUGUUCAAAUUACAGUUCAAAUAAUCCAUAAUCCAUUACACAAUUCCUCCUUGACUUAACAUUAUUCCACCUAGAUAGACUGUUCAUGAUCACUAUUGGCUUUCAAAAUAUAUAGCCAUUUUAUGCCUUUAAGUUCUUUUGGGAUAACUUUAC